Ostrea edulis (European flat oyster) is the source of this 5182-nucleotide messenger RNA. Its product is annotated as mitogen-activated protein kinase kinase kinase kinase 4-like. The transcript has 34 exons. The coding region runs from base 249 to 3356 and encodes 1035 amino acids. The record is from RefSeq and is a predicted model, not a curated record. NCBI's taxonomy places the organism in Eukaryota, Metazoa, Mollusca, Bivalvia, Ostreida, Ostreidae. Gene Ontology annotation, biological process: protein phosphorylation. Gene Ontology annotation, molecular function: ATP binding; MAP kinase kinase kinase kinase activity.
CUGCCCUUUCGUUAUCCCACAAUGCACUGAACUGUCACUUACAUGUGUAAAUAUAGCGAAAUUGCAAGUCGUCUGGAGACCUUUUCUCAUCAAUGCAGUUGUUUGCAUGAUGAUCAUUGAAUCUAAAAGAGAAAUCCUCUUCAGUUAAAUAUUCUCAGUCGUUGAAGUCCGGAGAUCGACCCGUGGGUGAACUUUCGUGGGCGCAAAGUUGAAGAGGAAGUGAAGUUCUUCAAUGAAUCAAAUCCAAAAUGGCCUCUACAAACGUUAGUUUGGACGACAUAGACUUGUCAAGUUUGAGGGAUCCAGCAGGAAUCUUUGACCUGAUUGAAGUAGUUGGAAAUGGAACCUAUGGUCAAGUAUACAAGGGUAGACACACCAAGACCGGACAAUUGGCAGCCAUUAAAGUCAUGAAUGUCACAGAGGAUGAAGAAGAGGAGAUCAAACUGGAGAUUAAUGUCCUGAAAAAGUUUUCUAACCACAGAAACAUUGCCACGUACUACGGGGCAUUUAUCAAGAAGAGUCCACCGGGGAAAGACGACCAAUUAUGGCUGGUGAUGGAAUUUUGUGGAGCAGGAUCAGUAACAGACUUGGUCAAAGCCACAAAAGGUAGCAGUCUGAAGGAGGAGUGGAUAGCCUAUAUUGGAAGAGAAAUGCUACGGGGACUAGCACAUUUACAUGGCAACAAAGUGAUUCACCGUGAUAUCAAAGGACAGAACGUCCUGCUGACAGACAAUGCAGAAGUCAAACUAGUUGACUUUGGAGUGAGUGCCCAGUUAGACAAAACUAUUGGCAGAAGAAACACCUUUAUAGGAACACCUUACUGGAUGGCUCCAGAAGUCAUUGCCUGUGAUGAGAAUCCAGAUGCCACGUAUGACAACAGGAGUGAUCUUUGGUCUCUGGGUAUAACAGCAAUAGAAAUGGCGGAGGGAAAACCACCUUUGUGUGAUAUGCAUCCAAUGAGAGCGCUCUUCCUAAUACCCAGAAAUGCUCCACCGAGAUUAAAAUCCAACAAAUGGUCCUCAAGAUUUUCCAAUUUUGUGGAGACCUGUCUACUGAAGGAUUAUAUGCAGCGACCAAACACAGAGACAUUACUGAGACAUCCCUUUAUAAAGGACCAGCCCACAGAAAGACAGGUCCGCAUUCAACUGAAGGACCACAUUGACAGGCACCGCAAAAAGAGGCCAGAUGAUGAAGACAAUAUGACAGAAUGGGUGCCUAGUGAUGUGGAGGAAGAGGAGGACACAAACAUGGCUGGAGAACCCAGCACGGCGAGGCGAAGGGACAGCCGGCAGGACCCGAACAGACCAGUCUCCAUCCUUCAGAUUCCUGGAGAGUCCACACUGAAGCGAAACUUCCAACUGAUCCAACAAAGGGAGGGCCACCCCCAGAAUUCCCGCCCUGUACCCGUCCAGCAGCAAGGUCGUCAGGGUCAAAGGCCGUCCAGUUCAAAGCAGGGAUGGCCCGGACCUUACCAACCACCACACCAUGGUCCACCACGGCAGCAACAGAUAUCUAGACCACCGCAACCUAUAGCAAAGGAAAAAUCCCAGGAAAAAAGCAGCGAACCGAAGCACGAGGACAAUAGUGAAUCUGGGUCAGAGGAUGAACAUCCAGAACAGAGACCAUCAAGUAAAGCACAGAAACCUGAGGACCUAGAUAAAUAUGCCAAACAACUGAUAGAUAUGUUUCCCGAGGAGAAGGGGUCCUCCGAUGAGGAAGAGGAGAAUGAGGAGGAGAGUGUGACAAGGGAUGGAACUCUUCUUGCCUCUGACCCUGCCAGACCUCUAAAGAGAAAUGCUAUUCCAACAGGGGGUUUUAACCAUGACACAUUAGAAACUCUGUCUUCCAUGGUCAUCCAUACUGACAUUUCCUCAUCUUCACACUCCAAUCAAAGCCAGGGCAAUAAAGUCAGCGAGAAUGCACGUAACCGUGACAAUGAUGAUGGGACACUGGUCGUCCGGAGGGUAAGUUUAAAUAAUAAAUCUGAGAAUGUUUUGGGGGAUAAAGCACAAAGAGCCAAACUCGGAAAGGCCAACUCCAACCCAGUGGGAUCCUCUGGUCAUCCAAGUGUUCUUCCCUCACCACGACACAGCGCCAGCAGUGGAGUACUGCCUGAUCUCCUGCCACCACACACCCCACCCCAGUCCAGGUCUGCCCUCACCCCCCAGAGACCGCAGGACAAAACCACAUCCGAUGAGUAUCGGCAAGCUGUCAGUAACACCUCGGACGGAGGAGGACUGCGACACCAUCCCCGAUCUUUUUCUGCCUUUGGAUUCGGGGCCUCCGAGGGUUCCACAAUAACAUCCCAGUCAUCUCGCAGAGGGUCACAAAUCAAUGUCAAUGUGGCCCCAACACAGCCCAUGUCUGAGGCACUGAGCGACACACCUGAAAUUCGCAAAUAUAAGAAAAAAUUUUCAUCUGACAUCUUGUGUGCUGCAUUAUGGGGGGUGAACUUACUCAUUGGGACAGAGAAUGGCUUAAUGUUGUUAGACAGAAGUGGACAGGGGAAAGUUUACACAUUGAUCUCACGGAGACGCUUCCAGCAGAUGGAAGUGUUGGAGGGACAGAACAUCCUCGUUACUAUCUCUGGAAAGAAAAAUAAAAUCCGAGUUUACUACCUGUCAUGGCUGAACAACAAAAUCUUCAAAAAAGAAGCGAAUGACAGAAGAAAUGGUUGGGUGAAUGUUGGUGAAUUGGAGGGCUGUGUUCAUUUCAAAAUAGUGAAGUAUGAGAAAAUUAAGUUCCUUGUGAUAGCGCUGCAGGAGAGUAUAGAAAUCUACGCCUGGGCCCCCAAGCCUUACCACAAAUUCAUGGCGUUUAAGUCUUUCACUGAUCUAGUCCAUAAACCGUUAAUAGUUGACUUAACGGUGGAAGAAGGUCAAAGGUUAAAGGUUCUGUAUGGUUCCCAUAAUGGUUUCCAUGGCAUUGAUGUGGAUGAGAUGCUGGCCUAUGACCUGUACAUUCCCUCACAUACUCAAGCUCCCAUCCUGCCUCAUACCAUUGUGAUUUUACCAGACACCAAUGGCAUGGAGCUCCUGUGCUGUUACGACAAUGAGGGAGUGUAUGUCAACUCCAGUGGACGAGUCACAAAAAACGUCAUUUUACAAUGGGGAGAAAUGCCAACAUCUGUCGCUUACAUCAGCACUGGUCAGAUAAUGGGCUGGGGAAAUAAAGCCAUAGAAAUCCGAGCUGCUGAGACCGGACAUCUAGAUGGAGUGUUCAUGCACAAGAAAGCCCAGAAACUCAAAUUUCUCUGUGAGAGAAAUGACAAAGUCUUCUUUUCGUCGAUGAGGUCUGGUUCUAGCUGCCAGAUUUACUUCAUGACUCUGAACAAACCAGGACUGGCUAACUGGUGAAAAGAAUUAAUUACCAUGGAGAUAUUUUAACUUCUCAGGGUAUUUUGUGAAGAAAUACACCAAUGAGACUUGUGCUGUGGUUACCAUGCCAACAAUACAGCAUGUUGAAGAACAACAAGAGAGUAACCAUGGACAUUUUAUAUGAAAAUGGAACUUCUUGAAACUAUGUGUAGAUCUGAAAAUGUGCAGCUAUAUUUACUGUGCAUUGUCUUUUGAAUACAUUUCGUUUGUCUCUUCAUUCCAGAAAGAGAGAAGACAAGGUUUCUCUAGCCCUCCUAUAACAUGUGCUCUGUAAGAAUAUGUAUAUUUUGAAGUUUACUUGAUAAGAAAUGAUAAUACUCAAACAAGUGCUAAAUUAUUUUCCUCUGCCACGUGUAUAGCAUUCUGUUAGGGUUGAAAUCCUGAACAGAAUGUUUUUGCUUGUCUGAGCCAGUUGCUUCAGAGAGCUACCUAGAUCAAAGUUUGCCCAUUGUUUUUAUUUUCCCCAUUCUGAUUACCUGUCUGUAACGUGGACAAAUGUACACCGAACAAUCCACAGCUACUUCAGAUUUUUUUCGGGUGAGCUUUGUGUGGCUGUGGCCCGUGGGUCUAUUUUUGUGGAAUCCCAUGACUUUGACUGCAUCAAACAAUGGAGAGGUUCAGCAUACAAUCAUAUACAAUUACAUGCAACUGUACAUUAUUUAGGCCUGACUAGAGAGUUAGCUUCAAUGGAUCAGAACCACUGUGUACAAUUAUAAGUGCAAAUUACUUUGGUCUAAUGAGAUCAGGCUGGAUGGGUACAUGUUGAAGGGUUUGGUCACUCAUUUCGUUCACUUCUUUCUCAAGUUGCUGAAGCAUAGUAGUUUCAUAGAUGAUAAUAUACAUUGACUGUACAUUUCAAGACAAAGAGAUCCUUUCAUGUACAUAAAUUUAUUUCAUUAACGAUGCAAAAGAAAUAUUGAAAAGAUGCAAGUUAGUAUGUUUUGUACUAUGCUACUAGCAAAUUGUGAACAACACCCAUGUUCUUGUACCAGUUCAUAUGCUUUAUCUCUCUAAUACAUUCAGGAAGGACUUAAAUGAAAGCAUUUUUUAUGUUGGUUUUAUGUCUUAGGAAACACCCCAUUCUAGUCAGUGUCUGGAUUUUUUUAAAGGUGUGACUUGUUGAAGAUGUCAGAAUAUAUGACUUAUUUUUACUUUUUGUGGUGAAUCACUACCAUUCUGUGAUACUGAGGACUAAGUUGUGUAGAUACUGUAUAUAUAUAUAGUUUGUAGAAAAAAAUUAUCCAAUGUCAUGUCAAUGUGUAGAUUGUCUUUAAUUGUCACUGUAUUUAUUCUGUUCGAAAUUCUAUUUUUUAAUUAGUAAAUGUUAAUUUAAUGAAAUCCAAUAACUUGUGAAAAUGAUUAUAAUGAUGUCCAAGAAGUGUCGAUGGAAACAUAAAUAUCUUAUUCAAAAUUAUAAAUGAAUAAGUAGUUCAAAAUCAUGAUUUUGAGAAUUUGUUAGGAGGAAUAUUUUUUGAGUCAUUUAUUAUUUUUUCCAAAAAAUUAAAGAGGGUGGGUCGUUGUUGAUUUUCACCUUUACAUUAACAUUGAGUAGAAAUCAUGGCCAUCAAGCUGAACAUGAAAGUUUCUUCUCAGAGGAAAAAGACUGACAUCAUUUUCGUGUCGGUGACAGUCGCUGCCUGGAAAUGGCACUAAAUUAAAUUUGUAAAUCGUGUAUGCCUUGUAUAAUGGUGGGUUUGAGUGUGAUCAGUAUUAGGAUGUGUCUCAGUGAGAUUGUAUAUUCAUUUGUCAAGCUUAGAAACAAGUGCAAUUUUGAUACUGAAAAUAAAUGCAUCUGCAAUUUAAAA